UUGGGUAAACGAAUACGUCAGUAUUUUCUUGUCAUAGGGAGACGUAACCUCUUUUGGAGAACAUACGUUGCAAACGGACGCACCCGCAGUUUGUGGUCAUCAAGAAACAUAAUUCCUUUUGGAAAGCACCCAGAAAAUGCAAGCAAACGAAAACAGCAGCAAAUCAAUAAUGUUCGGUGGAUCAACUAUAACUACGAUUGAAAAGGCGGAUUACCAACACAUGUGGUUAAUUAAAAAUUGGUCACUAUAUAAAGAAAUAACUACUUUACGAUCGCCUCGAAUUGUAAUACUUAAAAAAUAUGUCCAAUCCCACUGGGAUAUUGAAUUAGUGCAGUCUGCUUCGAAGCUAGAAUUCGGCAUAUGUUUGGCCUCAACGAAAAUGGCUGACACAUGUUUUGAUAUGACAUUGUCUGUUCGGAACUCUAAAGGCGAAGAAAUAUUUGGUCCUAUAAAGAGAGAGAAGGUAAAUAAAGGAGAACUCAUGCAGUUCAGAACAUCGACGGACAUUUUGAAGAAGAUAAAUUCAUUUCCUUUCGAUCACAUACAAGUGAUCCUUUAUAUUGAAAACACUGUAGCAAGGCACAACAGCUCAACGUACGACAAUAACGAAAGAUUAUAUAACCUGAAAAAGGACUUUGCCAACCUUUUACAAAAUGAAGACUUUAGCGACGUGACUAUCAUAUCAAGCGAAGGUGACGAAUUCAAAGCCCACAAAAGUAUACUAAGUGCCCGAAGUGAAGUUUUUGCUGCCAUGUUUCGCUGUAAUUUAUCGGAAGCUAAAACAAAUCGUGUGCCAAUUGAUGACGUGGACGCCGAGACAAUGAGGGAAUUGUUAUCGUUCAUUUACAGCGCCAAUGAAACACCCAAGAAUUUGGCGGCAAAACUUUUGCCUAUUGCUGAUCGCUAUGCUCUGAUGGACUUGAAAACAAUUUGUGAGCAACAUUUGAUGGAAGCGAUCUCAUAUGACACAGCAUGUGACAUUCUCCUUCUGGCAAAGAGGAUUUGCAAUGAACGAAUUGAGGGUGAGGUUGUACAAUAUAUUGUAAACAAUAUUAGAUCCGUCACAAGCACAUCAAACUGGAAAAAUCUUGAAGAGACAAAUCCGCAAUUAUGCUUAGAAGUUUUAAAGUUAAAUAUUACUAAUCGUUUGUAAAUUAUUCCUUGCGAUGGAGGCAAAAUAAUAAAGAAGUGUUGGUGUCUAAUUUGAAAA
Molecule: messenger RNA, 1210 nt
Organism: Musca domestica (house fly)
Lineage: Eukaryota; Metazoa; Arthropoda; Insecta; Diptera; Muscidae
Product: protein roadkill
Exons: 1
Coding region: 137-1153 (338 amino acids)
Biological process (GO): proteasome-mediated ubiquitin-dependent protein catabolic process; regulation of proteolysis
Cellular component (GO): cytoplasm; nucleus
Molecular function (GO): ubiquitin protein ligase binding
Source: RefSeq, a predicted model, not a curated record